AACCCAAAAUAGAGCCUCUCUCCCUCCCUCUAGAUUAACUGAAUCUAUCCACACUCUCCACCACUCUACCCCUUCCAGAAAUGGCUUUCCAUAGUUCCUGUAGUUCUUGUGGUUCUAACCUCCCUGAGUUUCCACAACAAUUGAACCUAAUUCGAUCUCCACCAGUUCCCCCAACAAAACCCGUUCACACUCUUAUAUUAAGCACUAAUUGGACGGGUGUAACCACCACAACCCCGCCUAGUUUUACCUUCCCAGGUGUUAAUAUUAACCAGACAAUUUACUCUGGGAUUAGAAAUCAGGGGGAAUUGUACAAAAUAUCCACUUUCACCUUGAGGGAUUUUCUGAUGAAUCCAUUGGAGGUCCCUCAAAGUUUGUGGAACCUGUACAUGGUUGUGCCGGGUGACGAUGGUCCAAAGACUUUGAGGCCGGCUCACAUUCCAUCUCUUCAAGAUGUUGAUUCGAUGUCAAAAGUUGCUGGAAUUGUACUGCGAUGGUGGACACAAAGGUUGGCUGCUUGUUCUGUGGAUAGGCUUGUUAUACCAGCUGAACUUCAAUUCCUCUCCGACCCGGAACCAGUAUUACCUGGGAAACUUUAUCGGUUGCUCAUUACUGAAGAUUGGGUUAGGGCCCAGUAUGAAUUGAGCUGUAACAAUGUCACCUUAUUCACUUGUGCCCAUAGUGACAAAAAGGUAAACCGACAGAUUUCCCUUUCCUGUGCCUGGGGAUGGAAGAAGGGGUCUGAGAAGUUGAUGGGUGGAUUGAAAUUGCGGGACAAUGUCUAUGAGAUGUAUAGCCCUUACCUUGAGAGGUUUGUCACAAAGGACAACAUUUCAUUCGAUGCCAGGGUUGAAACUAAUAGCCUCCCAAAGUUGAAUCGGCUUAUGGUUAUCAUGUUGUGGAAUUCAAGGGGGGUUGCUCGAAGAUGGUUCAGACGGGACUUUGAUCAACUUAUGGAUGAUCACUCCCCUGAUAUCGUGGUUCUAACAGAUACGAGAGUUUCGAAACGGAAUGCUGAAGAAAUCCUGAUGGAUAUACCCGAAUUCGAUUCGGUCAGCGUAGUCGAGGCUUUGGGAUUUAGUGGUGGGAUUGCGAUCCUAUGGAAUUCUUUGCAUUACACGUUCAUCAGAAUUGGCAAGGAACAGAGAGCCCUCCAUGGUGUUAUUCAAGGUGCUGAGAGCUACGACUAGUAUGCCUUCGUCAACGUAGAGGUUUGCGAAAGGUGGAUUACUGGAAUUAGUUGAACCCGUGUGCAUAUUGACCAAGGAAUGAUGUUCUAUUUAAUUUUCAUGCUUUUGUUCGAACAUAUCAUUGUUAUGCCGUCAAGUUCAAUUAAUUAUGGGAAGAAUUGUUUAUAACUUCAAUUUCUGGUUUUGUGAUCGGUCAGUGUAAACAUUUUGGUAUGAAAUCUUUCUUAUUGAGUUAUUUUGCAAAUAGUCAAAUUGGUGCUUUUCUA
Messenger RNA from Spinacia oleracea (spinach), 1453 nucleotides. RefSeq lists its product as uncharacterized. NCBI's taxonomy places the organism in Eukaryota, Viridiplantae, Streptophyta, Magnoliopsida, Caryophyllales, Amaranthaceae. The transcript is spliced from 2 exons. The record is from RefSeq and is a predicted model, not a curated record. The coding region runs from base 81 to 1187 and encodes 368 amino acids.